Labrus mixtus (cuckoo wrasse) is the source of this 2463-nucleotide messenger RNA. It is a transcript of the gene fastkd2, whose product is annotated as FAST kinase domains 2. The record is from RefSeq and is a predicted model, not a curated record. NCBI's taxonomy places the organism in Eukaryota, Metazoa, Chordata, Actinopteri, Labriformes, Labridae. The transcript has 11 exons. Gene Ontology annotation, biological process: mitochondrial RNA processing; regulation of mitochondrial mRNA stability. Gene Ontology annotation, molecular function: RNA binding. The coding region runs from base 377 to 2377 and encodes 666 amino acids. Gene Ontology annotation, cellular component: mitochondrial matrix; ribonucleoprotein granule.
ACGGCGACGGACGCAGCAGCAGCGUGUGAGAAUCACGUUAGCUAACAUGGAUUGGACAAACUAUGUUUGGAUGUAAUUUGGUUUUAGGUAUCUUCGCGAAACAUUUUCAUUUUUAUGACACCGUGCUUUAGGACUUUGUAAGUGUUACGUUGUGCUGUUAGUCGUGUGUUUUCUAAGGCUACAGUAGUAAAGUAACGGGUGUAAAACUAGCCGGUGUUUACAUCUUUGAAAGAGGUUGUGUGGUGACCUUGCUGGCAGUUAAGCCAAAAUACUGCAUUUUACAUCAUUUGAAUGUAAUUUUCAAAAUAUUUUAUAGUGCGUCCAUAUUAGUAAUGUGAAAAGAGUAGGAUAAACAUUAAUUAAUUGUCAUAUUAAAAUGUCUGUGCGGGUGACAAAAGAGGUUGUGAGAUGGGCUCUUCGCUUCUGCAGCCGUGGUUCUCUUGGUCAACAUCGCAGCUCCCUGUUGACAACAUCAAUCAAGGACAAAUCUAAGCAGUUGGCUCUCAUUCUGGGUGCAGGGCAAAGCCAGACAUCCCUGAGUAGAAGUCUUGUCAGCUCAGUAAGGUUUUACUCACAGGAUGGGACACACAAUGAGGACUCUGAGGAGAGGGAGCGUCUCUCCUCUUCACUUCCCGCUGAGGUCCAGUCUGAUGACCCUGCCUCAAGUCGGCCACCGUGGAUGUCCGCUUUCAUGGACCACCUGCAGGGCUGUGGCUCCCCGUCAGACGUGCUGGACCUCACCUGCGAGUACUCACCCACGCCUCGAGAGGUCAGCAACUGCCUCACCCACAUGUGGUCCUGCAUGAAGAAGUUGACCGACGAGCAGCGGCGCUACGAGCUGAGGCUGAUGUUCGAGCAUCACGCUUUCGACCAGCUGCUGCAAGAGGCCAUGAAGAAUGUGAGGCUCGUGCACAGCGAGGAUUUGGCCUAUUCUCUCAUAAGUAUGAUCAAUCUCGGAGUUCCGCAGGGCAGCCGAGUGGUCCAGACUUUCCUCCGAGCCUGCCAGGAGAAUCUGAAUGACUUUGAUGAGAAGGGCCUGUCCAUCUUGGCCUCCUGUCUUGAAAAUAUGGAGAACAGCCCCAAUGUUUCAGCACUGAAGGACGGCAUGAGGCUGGUAGUUGAGGCCCAACUUCCCACGAUCCAGAGUGUGAUGUCUCUCCAAACUAUGAUGCGUGUGCUGGGGAAAGACACCCCACUGCAUCUGAAACGUAAACUAGAGGGUAAGGCUGUAUCAAUGAAAGACCAGUUCAGCCUUCCUAACUCUCUGCACAUGAUCUCCACUAUGGUCACAUUGGGCUUCCACUCCAAACCCCUGCUGGAUGUCUGCACCAAUAAUAUCAGAGAAAACCUGAAUGGGAUCCCGUUCAACAGAUUGUUCAAACUCCUCUUGUCCUGCAGGGAUCUGCGCUACAGAGACUCUGAUCUGUUCAAAGACAUUUCAGACUACGUGGCCUCCGUGAUUUACAUGUGGACCAACAAACAGGUGGUCCUCUUCCUGUUUGUGUUCGAGAGCCUCGGCUUCUGUCCCGACGCUUUGAUGGAGGAGUUUGCCGAGAAAGUGAUCGCCGAUCCGGAUGCUCUGACACUGAAAGACCUCCUCUGUGUCCUGAAGGUGUACUCCUCCCUCAACUAUGAUCUGCAGCAUCGGAGACAGCAGUUCCUGGAUAGUCUCUGUCAGGUUCUGGAGUCCUAUCUGCCUAAGAUGUCCAGGUUUGAGUUGUUACGGGCCGUUUUCUCUCUGUGUAUACUCGGCCACUUCCCCUCUGCACCGCUGGAGAAGCUCCUGAAGGAGAGCACAGUGGAGCAGUUACAGAUGACAUCACCAAAGUUCCUCGAAAACCAGAGCAGACUGUUACGGAUGCUGGACUUGUGCCUCCGUCUUGAUCGCCCUGCGCUCUCUCGGCCCCUGACCGUCCCCUCGUCUUUCCUGGUAGACUACACCCCCGUCCACCCGUCUAUCAACUCGGUGCUCUCGCUGUGCCUGCGGGAUGUGCUGGGGGACGAGGCCGAUAGAAUACUGAUAGAGGAGGAGGUUGUGGUGGAGAACGUGUACUUCAUAGAUGCUGUGAUAACCAAACCUCUGCCGAACCAAACCUCUGUGACUGAAGCCACCAGUCCUCCAGCAGAGAGCAGUCAAAGAAUCGCGGUACUCUGUGCCCCACCCUCCGCUGUUUGCUUCGGCACCUCUCGUCCUCGGGGUCCCCUGGCUGUAAGGAUCCGCCAUCUGAGGAUUCUGGGAUAUGACCCUGUCAUGGUAACAGAGCAGGGGCUGCAAUUUAUGUCUGAGGAAAAAAGGAAGGAGUUUCUCAGGGAACAGAUUUAUCCAGAACACCACGGAGGCCAAAAACAACCUGAAAUGGAGCAACUGGGAUCUUGAGGACGUAUGUCAGUCUCUGCCUGAACACACUGAUUUGUAAACAUCUCAAAGUGAAUAAAUGUGAAUCUGUACAUGAAGUAUUUAAA